Gryllus bimaculatus (two-spotted cricket) is the source of this 3159-nucleotide messenger RNA. The record is from the annotation of a GenBank genome assembly. NCBI's taxonomy places the organism in Eukaryota, Metazoa, Arthropoda, Insecta, Orthoptera, Gryllidae.
CGCAUUUGUAAAGUUGCCUUGAUUGCGUUUGUACGACUUGGAAACCGUCUCCGCAGGGGUAUCCAGUGGCGAGUUUACCAUGCCAUUAAAAUGGGCGGACUUGUGCGUGCGCGAAAAGCUGUUCGGGUCGUGAAAUCUCGAUUCGUGAGUGUUUUGAGAGUGUAAUUUUUUUAUUUGACUUCUUACAAAGGAGAUUGUGAGUCUGGACACAAGAAUUCUGAUGUGUUUUUGUUUUGAUUUACUUUGACGAGAAAAAGUUCCUCGAUAGCUGUACUGCCGUUCCUGAAAAUGGGCCUGAAACGUUUCGAUGUCUACUUUGACAAUCCAGAUGCAACAUAUUAUGGUGGACAGACAGUAUCGGGUAGAUUAUUUCUUCAUUUAGAUGCGACGAAAAGGAUUAGAGGAAUUGAAGUACGUGUUCGAGGAGAAGGUGAAGUGAGAUGGACAGAAACACGACAAAUACGUGAAGAUGGUAAAAUGCGCCCAAGUCAUGAGUAUUUUCGGGGUCAUGAACAGUAUUUUGAUAACAAAUACUAUGUUCUAGGUGGUACAGGGUCCGAUAUUAUGCUUCAGCCUGGUGACCAUUGCUACCCUUUUAGUAUAGUUUUGCCUGAUACUCUACCAUGCUCAUAUGAGGGACGCUUUGGUCAUAUAAGGUAUAUAGUGAAAGCUAUAUUAGAAAGACCUUGGAAGCACCACCAUGAUGCCAAAGCUGCUUUUACUGUAAUUAAUCACUUCGAUUUAAAUAUUGAUCCAAAGCUGAAAGACCCAUUUGUAUUAAGCCGAGAGAAAUGGUUGGGUUGGUGGUGUUGCCGUAGUGGUCCUCUUGGACUGUCAUUACGUGGAUCAACAACUGGUGUGGUUCCUGGACAAAAUCUGCCUGUCACUGUAGAAAUGGAAAACAGCACCCGGCAGAUGGCUAGAGCUGAACUGUAUAGUGCUCGUAGAGAUGUUGUGGUCAGCACUCCCAUAAUGGUGGGGACAGUGCCUUUGAAGCAGUUCUGGCCUAUUCUGUCUCCUAUUCCACUUACACCACAACCAGUAAAAAUUGCUGAUGAAUUGGAAAUACAACCAGUACCUACUGAAACACCUUCUCCUUAUCCAGAACUUCCCCCUCCAUUUUAUGAAGAGUGUUCUCAGGGUUCUCAUAAUAUUCGUGACCCUAAUGACAGUGAAUAUACAAGAGGUUGUUUGGAUUUUAUGCCACACUAUCCAACAUAUAAUUUUGAUCAAUAACAAUUUCAAAAGCAAUAAUAAGUUUUGUGGGAUUGAUUCCAACUUCAAAGAAAGAUGAAGGGCUUACUUUUCUAUCAAGAAAUAUGUUACAAAUACUUGCAGAAUGGUAAUCUGAAGAAUGAUUUAAAGGAUAAAUAUUUCCAUUAGAUUUUCAUGAGUUCUUUUACAUGAAAUCAUAAUGAAUGUGUUCAAUUCAUCAAUUCUCUGCACAUUACUUUUGAAAUCCCAGUAAUAAUUUUGAAUGGGAUAUGAUACUGGAGAGUUCAGUAAAUCUGUUAUUUCAAGUGAUUUCUUUAAGUUUUAAGAAUUUCUUAAGUUGUUUUUUCCUUUUGAACCUUGAAAUCUUUAGGGUAUAGAAAGAAGUAAUGUGCACCAAUAAGAGAGGGAAAUGAGCUUUUAAGGUUUAUACAGUUCAACGAAUUAAAGCUCAGUAAAUUGAAUUUAUAAACAUCAACAUUGAAUUGCCUACAUUGUUUGGACAACAAUACUCAAUUUAUCCCAUUUGCAUACUUUGAUGGGGUUCCCAGUCAUCAGUCAGCCAAACCUUCCUACAAAUACUUUGAUGAGAAUGUGUCCAUUAUCAUAAAUAUUGUGGUUUAGUGAUGCUGUAUUACUGAUUGAAUAUAUUAAAUUUACAAGUAGUUCACAGCAUUCUUAGUUCAGAGUAAUUCAUAUUAUGAAGUGUGUAUGAAAGAUCUCUAAACUCCAAUAUUUAGUCCCUGUCCAUUCAAUUCAUUUGUAACUCAAGUAAAAAUUGAAAAAAUGUAUACAAGCCACUUUUUAAGUUUGUUAAAAUGAUAAUGACAAAUUUACAAAGACAAUAUGAUCUGCCAAUUGAGGAAUUUAAUCUUUAACAGGGCCAAUACAUGUGCCAUAAAGAACACAUACUGACGAUGAACAGGCUUCUUCUAGAAGAUGUAACACGAAUUAAAAUUUUGGAAACAGAAACUCAAAAAGUGGGAAAUGUCGUGAAACUUGCUAUGAAUGUGAAAAGUGUUGGAUUUCUCGGCAUAUUGAGGAUUGUUGUACAUUAUUUUUCACAUAUCUGAACUACUAGUGAAAAUUAAUUUUUUUAAACACUAUUUUUGAUGGUUUAUUGAAAAUAAAGCAGUGCAACACAUUACUAAAAAAUGAUAUUUCAAGAGAGAAAAAGUAAGAAAACAAGGUUUACCAAUGAUUUAAAGAGGAAUUUGGAGAACUAUACAGUGUACUUGAUGCAUGUUCAGAGCACUUUCUAAUGUCUUAUGUAAUGGUAUUUUCAAUAGACUUGAUUAUUGAUUUGACCCAAAUUUGUAGUUCACUUUCUUGAUUGUCAUUAAAUGUGAAGUGUGUUUCAGGGCACAAGAAAUUACUUUUUGUACAAGUUAUGAAAUAAUAAAUUGUUUCUCUACAUAAUUUUAUGUCUAUUGUUCAACUAAUGGACAAUCAUUCUUUAUCAUUAUUUUUAUUCUUGUUGCUAUUAUUUCUAUAUUGUAUAUCAAUAAACCUUUGUCCUUUGUGAAUUAUUUAAUUGUUUGCCUCAAUUCUUGGUUUAUUAAUUUAAAUGUAUCGAUAAUAUUUCAUUACAAGUUUCCCUAGGUAUCUUUGAGGUUCCAUUGAAGUAUAUUGUUCAGAAAUGUAAAUUUUCCUCUCUUGAACUUAUGUAAUAACAUAAUUUUAAAAUGAUUUGCCGAUUGUCUACAUAGAGUACAAAUGAUAGAGGAUUGUAACGUUAAGGAUUAAGGAUUGUAAGAUCAAUUUACAUUGACCUACAAUACAAGAUUGAUGUUUGAUUGUAACACAUUUUGUAAUUAUGUGGAUUGAUUUAAACUUUUGACUGAUAUUAUGCAUUACAACCCUUAAAAAUAAUAUAAUUUGCAAUCAAAACUAUUUAAAUUAUGGAAAUAACUUAAAAAUAUGAAUUUAUUUUAAAUUAAAAAUGUU